CUCACACUGUCACACACACACACACACCCCUAAGUAUAAUCAUGCCGCAGCAAGAGAGAGGGAGAGAGAUUCUUCCCGUUUCCUCACUCCCAUCCCCACUAUCUCCCACCCCACACACGCCGUGGGCACCUUGCCCUACAGCCAAGCAAGCGCAACGUCCCACCUAUCUCGCCUAUCCAUCCAAAAACAUCCGUCCGUCUUGCACCCCCAUGCAUUCGUCCGUCUCGAUCAGCACAGCAUGCCGACAUCGCCGCCGUCGCUCCUGGACCUCCUGAGCCCCUCCCCUCCUGCUCCUGAGGCGGCGGCGUCGUCUGGACACGGCGGCGCCACGGUGGUGCAGGUGGUGCCGAUGGACGUCUCCGAGGAGCUGCUGGGCAAGUUCAUGGAUGCCAGCGAGUUCGGCUUCGACUACGACAGGAGCGGCCUCUGGUCCCCGCUCGUGCUGCUGCGGCCGGAGGUCCUCGCGCUCGCCUCGGGCCGCGCCAAGCGCCCACGCCCGCGCCGGAGCUGGAGAAGGAAGAUGUUUUGCUGCUGGUGACAUGCAGCAUGCGCCGUUUGUGUUUCGGGCAAUUGGGAUGUUCAUAGAUCAUUCCGCAGUUUAGGGAGACUUGCUAAUCGAUGUAUUUACGCGGACAUUACUACUUAAUUAGUUCUCUGUAAGAAAAUAGGGACUUUAACCCUGGUGUACUUUGGGCCGGAAAUGAUGGAUGGACUGCCCAUUUUCACCCUCGAGUGAAUAAGGAAA
Messenger RNA from Aegilops tauschii subsp. strangulata, 745 nucleotides. RefSeq lists its product as uncharacterized. NCBI's taxonomy places the organism in Eukaryota, Viridiplantae, Streptophyta, Magnoliopsida, Poales, Poaceae. The record is from RefSeq and is a predicted model, not a curated record.